AUGAAUAUCUUCCGAUUAUUAGGUGCGGGCGAAAAGCUGUCCUCCGGUCUUGUUUGGCCGCCCCCCCCCCUGUUUCCUCGGAGAAUUGCGAAGCUAACGGAUUCCUCCGCCGCCGACAGCCGAUCUAUCCCAUCUGGUCUCGAUCUUUAUCUUACUGCAGAAGAUGAAGUCGUCCAGCCUGUUCGGGUUUAUCGUUUAAAUCGCAAGCUCUAUAUUUCCUUGUCUACGUCACUCGAUACCUUGGUACGUGCAUUCGUGGAUGCUACUUACAAGCCGCCAAGUGUGCCAGAGCUGACGAAGAAUUGCGGCUUUGAAAACUAUUCAGACAUCUUCUGGACCUUUACGCUUUCUGCAUACAAUACCAUUUUCAAAAUACUUUUCAUCGCUUCCUCCGCGUAUACGAUCUACCUUAUGAUUAAUGAAUACCGACCCACCCAAGACCCCAAUCUCGAUACGUUCAAAGUACAAUAUCUUCUUGGCGCUAGCGCCCUCCUAGCAAUGCUCUUCCCGUACGCAUACACACCCGCCGAGAUUCUAUGGACAUUCUCGAUCUGGCUCGAAUCCGUGGCCAUUCUGCCGCAACUCUUCAUGCUGCAGCGCACGGGAGAGGCCGAGACCAUCACGACACACUACCUCUUCGCCCUGGGCCUGUACCGCGCGCUGUAUAUUCCGAACUGGAUCUACCGGUACUUCACCGAGGGCCGUGCGGACCCGAUUGCCAUUAUCGCCGGCGUGAUCCAAACCGUUCUGUAUUCGGAUUUCUUCUGGAUUUACUAUACCAAGGUUAUGAAGGGAAAGAAAUUCUCUUUACCCGUGUAA
Molecule: messenger RNA, 819 nt
Organism: Ophidiomyces ophidiicola
Lineage: Eukaryota; Fungi; Ascomycota; Eurotiomycetes; Onygenales; Onygenaceae
Gene: ERD2
Product: endoplasmic reticulum retention protein
Exons: 4
Coding region: 1-819 (272 amino acids)
Biological process (GO): endoplasmic reticulum to Golgi vesicle-mediated transport; protein retention in ER lumen
Cellular component (GO): endoplasmic reticulum; membrane; cis-Golgi network
Molecular function (GO): ER lumen protein retrieval receptor activity
Source: RefSeq, a predicted model, not a curated record